GUAUUCAAAAUCGGUUACACUUUAUUAUUGCAUCUACAAAGCAUAUAAAAAAAGAGCAAUAUAAACAAAUAGUAAAAAAGUUAGAUUGGCACUUGUAUACUAUUAAAGCUUCUGUAGAGAUGGACAAGCUAAUAUCUCAUAAUGAUAAAUUGGAAGGUGUUGAAAACUUCUGA
Messenger RNA from Dentiscutata heterogama, 173 nucleotides. Lineage: Eukaryota; Fungi; Glomeromycota; Glomeromycetes; Diversisporales; Gigasporaceae. The record is from the annotation of a GenBank genome assembly.